AUGGUAAACGAAGUACCGGAAGAAAAUUUUUUAGAGUUUUCGAUUAAAUACCUAGAUGCAGUGUUUGGAACCGAAGUAUCUAACUUUGAAAUAAGCGAUCUAAGUAAACCAAAAAUAUUACAACCACAUGAUAAAAAUUCUACGACCACCACCCUUCCCCCUCAAAUAAACCCAGUCAAAGAUCUUCAAAAUGAACAGAUUUCUGCCGAAAACAAAAAGGCAUCAUCUGAAUUCUUUACGUCUAAAAAUAAUACCAUUGUUAGUUCCUCAACCGAAAAAUUUGUCCCUGUUGUUCAGUUAAAUGGAGAAUCAAAAGAAAAUUCUUUAGAAAAACGAAGUUCAGGUUUAAUAGAUGCCACUCUUAAAAGAAAAUCUAUUAUAGACUUGGAAGAUAUUGAAUUUAACGAUGACGCAGAGCCGAUCACCGAAGAGUUGCAUAUUGAGACAGAUAAUCCGUCACAUUUAUUUUGGGUACCAGCACAUUUACACCCAGAGAUAGCUCCAAAUGAAUUUAGAAAGUGGUUGAAAAAUCAUGCAAAAGAUGGAUUUAAUUCAGGAACGAUAUCACUACGAAGACGCAAAUCAACUCUUUCUCGACAAUAUAUACCUACAGAAAAUGACGACGAUGAACAACCUGAGAAAAAGGUAGAUACUGAAAAAAAAAGUAUUGGUUUUGAUUGGGAAAAUUUUGCCGCAUUGGAUGAGAACAUUAGUCCUUCGUCAGAAUCAUCAAAAUUAAAAAUAAUAAAAAGAAGUCUUAGUUUGAAUUUUCCACCUUUCAUGGGUUCCGAUUAUGACCCAAAGAAUCCAAAUAUAUUUGAUCGGAAUUCUUCUACUGAUGUAGAUUCACCUAUACUUAUUCAUAGAAUGGCUCCAGCACUUAAGCGUACAGCACGUACAAAGAUUCGUAGAAAUUCAGUGGCCGGGGAGCAGAAUCCUCACAGGUUUUCUGCUCACAGAAGAACAAAGUCAACUCACAUAUUAUCUGGAAAAAAUAAGAAUGGAAAUUUAAUAUCUAAUCAUCCAAAAAAGACUUCUGCUUCACUUUCUUUAGAUAAAUCUGACAUUAGUGACAAAGAAAAGAUAAAACCAGAGGAAAAUUAUAAUGAGAUCGAGCUUGCUUUCAUAGAUUCAAAUGAUAUCUCAGGACCCAUUCGUAUAACCUUAAAAGACAAUGACGACUUACUUUCUGUUCCUUCCCCUCAAAGAACAAGCUCUCUGCCACACGGUGCGCUCGAAAUGGCAAAUGAAUUUCAAGAAGAUCAAGUUCCAUUGCCCGAUAAGACAAAAUUAUAUGUGGAUACAGUGAAUACAGAUAAUACAUCGAAACCUAUUCCUGAAAUGUCAUCAGCAUGGACAUCAUGGCUUUUUGGGAAACCAACAGAUGAUAAUGUAAAUUCUUCAGAUUCAACUGUAUCUCAACCUCCUGUCUCACUAAACACAGAUAUAUCAAAUAAAAAACCAAAGUAUACCAAUUACAACCGUCUUCCCAUUCAUGUAGAGCGUGCUAUAUAUCGUCUUUCUCAUAUUAAAUUGGCAAAUCCCCGACGACCUUUAUCCGAACAGGUUUUGAUAUCCAAUAUGAUGUUUUGGUAUCUUUCACUUAUUAAUAAACAAGUUGAAUAUGGAGGCGAAAUAAAUCCUAAUGCGGAAAAGGAGGCAAUAAAAGUAAAAAGUAAAGUUGGCAAGUCUAAUGGAGGCCGUAAACGGAAAAAAGGGGAAAAGAAAGGUGUAUCUUCGGAGAUAAGACGACGUGGAGCUAGUUCCAAUGCAGAAAUAGCAUAUAAAGCUCCACAGUAUGAUAUGCAACAAAUUUCACAACAAUAUACUGAAGAAUGGGAAAUAUAUAGUGAAUCAGGAAAAGAAAUUUCUUCUGAAAAUAAUGAAGAAAAUUAUAAUGGAAAAUACCAUCACUAUGGGGAUGGAUAUGUAUCUGACGGAACAGAUGGAGGAUAUCUUGACAGUCAAGAUUUAAAUGGUAGUAGUAUUGAGAGUAAUCAUAUUAGGGAGCCUGUUAAUAAUCAUUUAGAUAUGGAGGAAAGUUCGAAAAAUCGAUCUCGACGUACCGCACCCACUCAAAACCAACGAGCAAUUAGUCCAAUAAGAUUACGACCUUCAAAUGUUGGACAAAAGAAAAAUAAUUCUCAAUCACCUCUAACCAAAGUCAAGAAAAAUUUAAUUGCUGGCAAUUCGUUAGAAGAAGAUGAAGAUGAUGAUAUUCCAUUAGGUCUUUAUAUGCCCAAAUGA
Diversispora eburnea is the source of this 2247-nucleotide messenger RNA. NCBI's taxonomy places the organism in Eukaryota, Fungi, Glomeromycota, Glomeromycetes, Diversisporales, Diversisporaceae. The record is from the annotation of a GenBank genome assembly.